CGCUCUCGCCGCCGCCGCCGCUCGCCGUCAUGCUGGAGGAGGCCGGCGAGGAGGUGCUGGGCUCGGUGCUGCUGAAGGCCUCGUGCCUGCCGCUCAGCUUCCUGCUGGUGGUGCCGGCCGUCCUGCUGCUGCUGCUGGGCCCGCCUCCGGCCUCGGCCGCCCACGAGUUCACCGUCUACCGCAUGCAGCAGUACGAGCUCGGGGGGCAGCCCUACGGCACUCGGAAUGCCGUGCUAAAUACAGAGGCCCGCACAGUUGAGGCGGAUGUCUUGAGCCGCCGCUGCGUGAUGAUGCGGCUGAUGGACUUCUCCUACGAACAGUACCAGAAGGCGCUUCGCCAGUCGGCCGGUGCCGUGGUGAUCAUCCUGCCACAGAACAUGUAUUCGGUGCCUCAGGAUGUCAUCCGGCAAUUCAUGGAGAUUGAGCCAGAAAUGCUGGCGAUGGAAACCAUUGUGCCGGUCUACUUUGCUGAGGAAGAUGACGAUCUCCUCUCAAUCUACGAGCAAACGCAGGCGGCUUCUGCGUCGCAAGGCUCGGCUUCAGCUGCUGAAGUACUUUUACACACAGCAACUGCCAACGGCUUCCAGAUGGUGACCAGUGGGGCUCAGAGCAAAGCAGUCAGUGACUGGCUCAUCACCAGUGUGGAGGGUCGGCUGACUGGUCUGGGAGGAGAGGACUUGCCUACUAUUGUAGUAGUCGCUCACUACGACUCUUUUGGAGUGGCACCGUGGCUCUCCCAUGGCGCCGACUCCAACGGCAGUGGGGUCGCCAUGCUCCUGGAACUGGCCAGGCUGUUCUCUCGCCUCUACACGUACAAACGGACACACGCCGGGUAUAAUCUGCUGUUCUUUGCGUCUGGAGGUGGCAAGUUUAACUAUCAAGGGACCAAGCGGUGGCUGGAAGACAACUUGGAUCACACAGAUUCCAGUUUGCUGCAGGACAACGUGGCCUUCGUACUCUGUCUGGACACUCUGGGGAGAGGGAACAGUCUCCACCUACACGUCUCGAAGCCCCCAAAGGAGGGGACCCUUCAGCAUGCUUUUCUGAAGGAGCUGGAGCUGGUGGUUGCCAGCCAGUUCCCAGAGGUGAGGUUCUCCAUGGUGCACAAGAAAAUCAACCUCGCGGAAGACAUGCUGGCCUGGGAGCAUGAGCGCUUUGCCAUCCGGCGCCUCCCAGCCUUCACCGUCUCCCACCUUGAGAGCCACCGAGACGGCCUGCGCAAGAGCAUCAUGGACGUGAGGUCAGCCGCUGGGGCACGGGUCGACCCCAAAAUUCUAACCCGCAACACCCGCAUUGUUGUGGAGGCUUUGACGCGGGUUAUCUACAACCUAACAGAAAAGGGAGUACCUGUUGACCUCCAGAUCUUCACAGACCAGAUGCAGAUCCAGCAGGAACAGAUGGAGUCGGUGAUGGACUGGCUCACCAGUCAGCCAAGGGCCGCUCAGCUGGUCGACAAAGACAGCACUUUCAUCAACACUCUGGAAUAUUACAUGAGCCGCUACCUGAAAGACGUCAAGCAGCAUCACGUGAAGGCAGACAAGCGGGACCCCGAGUUCGUUUUCUACGACCAGUUGAAGCAAGUAAUGAAUGCUUAUAGGGUCAAACCUGCCAUCUUUGAUCUCCUCCUGGCUCUCUGCAUUGCUGCCUAUCUCGGGGUAGCCUAUGUUGCUGUCCAGCACUUCAGUCUGCUUUACAGGUUGGUGCAGAGGCUGUCCCUGAAACCCAAGCAACAGUGAAAGGGUUCCAGAGGCACCGCCAUUGGAAAUGAGCCCGUCCGGACCAGCGCUGUGUUGGAUGCUACUGCUGCUGCUGCUCGUUCCCUCGUUCCGUUUCGCGACACCGGAGCAGGAGGCAGAAGCCAAGACGGAAAACACCCUUCCACUCCCUUGUGUUUCGCGGGCCUGCGUUGCUCUCCCUUCCCGCUCCCCCACCCCCCUUCCUCGGGACAGAGCCCCAGGCGUUCACACACACACACACACACACACACACACA
Messenger RNA from Podarcis muralis (Common wall lizard), 1992 nucleotides. RefSeq names its product nicalin (gene NCLN). NCBI's taxonomy places the organism in Eukaryota, Metazoa, Chordata, Lepidosauria, Squamata, Lacertidae. The record is from RefSeq and is a predicted model, not a curated record. Gene Ontology annotation, biological process: regulation of signal transduction. Gene Ontology annotation, cellular component: membrane.